ACAAGCCACUUUUUUUCAGCUGAAAAUCUGUCACUAGUCCCUUCCAUUUAAAAACACAUUACUAAAUAUUUUCAAUUGAAAGUGUUAGUAUUCAUCUGUUCUGCAUUGCAGUACUGGUAAAGAUAGGAAAUACAGAUUGUGUAAUUUCAAAAGCCAGGAACAAAUAGAUGAUUUUGUUUUAUUACAAGUUUAUGUUAGUUUAAAUGAGUAUAAACCAUCUAUGGUACAAAGUUAUUGUUUUUAAGUAUUCUGUUAUCUUAGUUUUUACUUUUGCACAUAAAUAAAUUUUAGAAUGGUCACGAGAUCUUUGCUGGUAGGAUUAUUUUUUGUAGCAGUUACAGUCUUUUAUUUUUUUGGAUUAUCACAAAGUGAAAUGGACUUCGGAUUCCUUAUACAUAUCCUUGCUCACAUAUAGUCACUAAAUAAUUAACAGUUGAAGGCACUUGAUGUAGGAUAUAAUUAUCAGCACAAGUGAGUUGAGCAUUUGUCAUUUAUGAGUGGUUAAUGGGGAAGGGCCUUUCAUUUACUGCUUUAAGCAGAGUUUAAGAAACUACUUAUGGAUGACUGUAAUCUGUUAGAUACCUAUUAGAGUUUGGAUGUUGAAACUAUUGCAGUAUGCCUAACGUGGUGUUCAUGUCUGUGGUAGGUCAGUGAGUAUCCUUCCUUCGUUAGCACAAAGAUGUAUAUUUGCAACACUGUUCAUAUGUGUUACAAAAGGGCCUUGGUGUGUAACCAGUCUUAUAGAGGACUUCAUCACAUUCAGUAAGGAGCUUGUAUUAUACCAGAAGAAGUCAUGUUAAAAUUGUGUAGCUUAAGAAUUUUUAAUAGACUUUCAAGAAAUAAUCUUGUGAUAAAUUUGAGAAGAAGCCAUAGUAAAAUUGGUGUUAUUGGAGUGCCAUUUGAUAAAGGACAGUUGAAGGGUGGUGUAGGAUCUGGACCAGAAGCCUUUAGAAAUCUUGGAUUAAUAGAAGAGUUACAAGGCCUUGGUUGUGAUGUCAAGGAUUUUGGAGAUGUUACAUAUGAACAAAUAGAAGGAUUAAUAGUUAAAAACAUGACUGCACUUGGACACAUUGCGGCAUGUCAGAAGGAGGUGUCGGACAGUGUAAUCCGUAUCAUAAAUGAAGGACGUAUGUGCCUAACAAUUGGUGGUGAUCAUUCAUGUAGCAUUGGAACUAUUGAUGGUCAUGUGAAAGCAAAAGGUAAUAUUGCUUUAUUGUGGGUGGAUGCUCAUGCUGAUCUCAACACAAAUGCUACUUCUCCUACUGGAAAUGUCCAUGGUAUGCCUGUAGCAUUACUGGCAAAGGAGUUGUCAGAUUACUGGCCAUAUUUACCAGGCAUGGAUUGGCAACAACCAAGGCUGUCUAUACGGAACAUUGCAUAUAUUGGUUUAAGGGAUAUUGAUUCAUAUGAGAGACUUGUCAUUGAUAAAUUUGCAAUAACAGCUUUUGGAAUGGAAGAUAUUGAAAGAUAUGGCAUCAUUGAAGUGACAAAUAUGGCUUUGAGAAGAAUUGAUCCAAAUAAUAACUUACCACUCCAUGUGAGCUUUGAUAUUGACAGUCUGGAUGCCUUAGAAGCCCCAAGUACAGGGACACCAGUUCGUGGAGGCUUAACAUUACGAGAAGGUAUUCAGGUAAUGGAGGAAUCAUACAGAACACAACGAUUGUCAGCAGUAGAUUUGGUUGAAGUGAAUCCAGGACUGGGCUCCCCAACUGAUGUGAAGAUAACACUUGAGGCAGCAAAACAUAUUAUCAGAGCAGCUUCUGGACAUAGCAGACGAGGACAGUCGCCAGAGAAUGUCCUUGAUCUCCCCCAACAGACAUUCCAUUCUGUCUCACAAUCUCCACACAAUAGUUAAUAAAAUGUAGCAUAAGAAAAUUCUUAUUAAAUGUAUUGUACUGUAUUCUUUAUCUUCAUCUUAUAAAUUAGAAUUAAAAUGUAAAAUGUCUACAUAUUUAUUACUAUGCUAGACUGGCUUUUCAAAUUAGUGAAUAUUUGUUCAUGAAUUGUAUAUUUUAGAAAAGGCAUAUUUUGUCUGAAUUACUAAAUCUUUUUCUUCUUUAUACUGCAUAGGACUUAAUAUGUAUAGAGUUAAUUGAAUGAAAUUAAUAAUGAAUUUAAUAAUGGUA
Molecule: messenger RNA, 2126 nt
Organism: Zootermopsis nevadensis
Lineage: Eukaryota; Metazoa; Arthropoda; Insecta; Blattodea; Termopsidae
Gene: arg
Product: arginase
Cellular component (GO): cytoplasm; cytosol; nucleus
Molecular function (GO): manganese ion binding; arginase activity
Source: RefSeq, a predicted model, not a curated record